Molecule: messenger RNA, 2124 nt
Organism: Cavia porcellus (domestic guinea pig)
Lineage: Eukaryota; Metazoa; Chordata; Mammalia; Rodentia; Caviidae
Gene: CUNH3orf18
Product: chromosome unknown C3orf18 homolog
Exons: 5
Coding region: 384-848 (154 amino acids)
Source: RefSeq, a predicted model, not a curated record
GGAGAGGGUCGGAGGCGGGGCUCUUGAGCUUCGGGGAUACCCCGAGGCCGCUCGGCCCGGCCCAUCCAGCAGCGGCCCUGCCCUGCCCACCAAACCAGGCCGACGGUAGCCGCUUGACCACUGGCUCAGAUCGUGCAGGGAGGGCUGACCACGGGCAGGUCUGUCGCCCCCACGCCGGGCCUGGAUGUCCGUCCCUCCCCCGCCUCCCGCCCUUCACCACCAUCCCUAGCCUCUCUGACUGAUCUCGGAGUCCAGGAGAGGAUUAACAUCUGGAGAAACAGGGGAGCUCCUUUUAUCAAGGAGACCACUAUAGGGGCUGGGUUACUCCUCAUGUCCGAAGUAAGUGGGAAAGUUGACUGACCACAGCGACUCCUAGAAUCGGCAUGAACUCCAAGAUCCCAUCUACUCAGGGCUGGUUUAGUAGCCACCCACCCACCACUGAGCCUGACCUGGAGCCUACCACUGAUGGACCCACCUCGGAGACCCUCAGCCCAGAAACCACAAGCUUCAAUGGUACCAGAAUCCCUGACACAGCUAGUGGUGCAGCUGGUGUGGGUACCAUGCUUCUAUCCUUUGGGAUCAUCACGGUGAUUGGCGUGGCUGUGGCCAUGGUUUUCUACAUCAGGAAAAAGAAGAGGCUGGAGAAACUGCGCCACCAGCUCAUGCCAAUGUACAACUUUGACCCCACAGAGGAGCAAGAUGAACUGGAACAGGAGCUGCUGGAGCAUGGGCGAGAUGCAGCCUCUUUGCAGGCCAUGCAAAGCAAGGGCAGUAUCCCCUCACAGGGUCCUCUGCAGAGGCCUAGCCAACUGGUGUUUACUGACGUAGCCAACGCCAUCCAUGCGUGAAUGACCCAAGGACAGGCCUGGACCUCUGACAGAGAUACCUGCCACAGUGCUCACAGAGCCACCCACUACCUGAUUGUCAAGAUCUAUUCUCAGGACCUGCUCGGCCAAGACAGGAAAAGGCUGGCCAGCCCCAGCUGUUCUGCGGACCCACCUGCUGAUUCUCUAGGCCAGCCAUCUGGCCACUAACCUCUCCUGGCCUGACAGCCUUGGCAUGGAGGGCAUCUUUCAAACUAGGCAGAUCCAGAGCCACUGCUAGAUUCCUUAUCUCCUGGCCACACCCUCUGCUUCUCUAAAGUGGAAAAAGUGAGGAGAGACCUGGACUGGUCCAUCCAAAUCAGUAAGCAUCCGUGAGGUCUCUCAGCCACCUAUUCCUGUAGCCAGCUGUUUGCUGUGCCCAAGGAAGAGUAAGGCUGGGAGAGAAGGAACUGGGGGACUGAUGUGGAGAGAUGUAGGCCCAAAACCUACUGAGAGGCCUCUCGUACCCACACAAAUUCACAAACAGACACGUGCCUGUCCCAGCAAAGUGGGCAGGAUGGAGACCUCUGCAUUGGCUCUACCCUCCAUGCCCACCUCCAUGGCAUGGUAUGUAGUGGGAGAUUAAGCAGGCCACUUCCUCUGACUUCUGUGACCAGGGGUGACAAGGAAGAGGGAAGCGAGGCCAGGGUCUACUGUCUACUGUAUUUCUUCCCUGGGCUCUAUAAGAGUUCUUUGUCCAUACUGGGGAACUGGGGCUCCAGGAGAGGUCUGAGGACAGAGGUCCUGGGCUGAAGGCUAAUGGGGAAAUUCCUUCCACCCAAAAAGGGGUCCCCUUUGGGAAAUCUCCCCCCAUCUAUAUAGGAAGGGCUUCUAAGUGUUUGUCAGGUGGGGAAGACAGUCCCUACACUUGGCCUCCUCUUAGCAUUGGAGGGUGGCAGCUGAUGCCAGUGGCACUUGGACAGGACAGACUUCAAGGGCGAGGCAAGUCUCUACACUAAGCAUGCAUGCACUCAAGUCAGUGCAGUGAUGUCCCCACGCCCUGCCUUACCACCAUCCCUGUCCUUCCUUGCUUGGAGGGGACACAGGCUGGCACAAAUGGAUCUUCCAUUGGCUGUCAGGAGGUGACAGCCUAGGAGGCCCCAUGGGGAAGGUUCUCAAUUUAUUCCCUCCUCUGGAUACUAUAAAUAUAUUAGCACUUGAGCAACUGGAGGGCUGUGGGUAAUUUAGGAUGCACAAAAAGCUGUAAUUUAACUCACAGUAUCUCUAUGUGAGAGCAUUAAAGAUGUAAUUAAGAUGUUUA